AGACCGGAAGCUGCCAGUCUUCGAUGUAAACAGGUUCGGUAGGAUGUGUCGGUUCUCCUCUCCGGGUUUACUCCCUCUGUUCCCGGGUUAAACUACUACGCAGCGUGUCGUUCCAGCUCCAGACCAACAGCCGAGCCGAGCAGAACCGGGUUAACGGACCGAGUCCAGCAUGAAUGAGACGGAGGGGCUCCGGUUCCGGCGGCUGAACAGACCGCAGGUCAUCACGGACGAGCUACCGGAGCACCGCUACAAGGGAUCCGGCACCUACAGCGGGAAGGUGUUCCAGGUGACGCUGCUCUCUCUCGGCGGCUUCCUACUUCUUCCUCUGCUCGUCAUCGUCCUCAUCCUGGAGUCUCCCAUCCACCCCGAGGUGUUCAGCUUGAAGGAGCCUCCGGUGAUGACGGGCUGCUGGGAGCAGAACCUGAAGCUCCGAGAGGCCCAGAGACUGUUUGAAGACCAGAUCGUUGGGCCGGAGUCCAUCGCCAACAUCGGAGAUGUUUUGUACUCUGGAACAGCUGACGGGAAGAUCGUGAAGCUGGUCGGACGAAGGAUUCACACGGUGACGAGACUCGGACGGCCGCCGUGUGGGUCUACAGAGGAGGAGCCCAGCUGUGGGAGGCCGUUGGGGAUCAGAGUCGGACCAAACGGGACUUUGUUCGUAGCCGAUGCUUACCUGGGAGUGUUCGAGGUCAACCCCACCACAGGCGAGGCCACCAGGCUGGUGUCAGGUGGGCAGGUUGUUGCCGGCAGGAAGCUGUCGUUCAUCAACGACCUGGCCGUGACUCAGGAUGGAAAGAAGGUGUACUUCACCGACUCCAGCAGCAGGUGGCAGCGCAGGAACUACCUGAACCUCAUCAUGGAGGCCACAGCCGACGGACGAGUGCUGGAGUACGACGCAGACAGCAGAGAGCUGUCGGUGGUGAUGGAGAACCUUCGUUUUCCAAAUGGGAUCCAGCUUCUGCCCGAUGAAGAGUCGGUGCUGGUGGCCGAGACCACGAUGGCCCGGAUCCGCAGAGUCCAUGUUGCCGGUCUCAACAAAGGCGGGAUGGACACGUUCGUGGACAACCUGCCCGGUUUCCCCGACAACAUCCGUCCCAGCUCCAGCGGAGGUUACUGGGUGGCCAUGUCCGCUGUGCGACCGAACCCCGGCUUCUCCAUGCUGGACUUCCUGUCCCAGAGACCCUGGAUCAAGAAACUCAUCUUCAAGCUCUUCAGUCAGGACGUCCUCAUGAAGUUCGUCCCUCGGUACAGCCUGGUGGCGGAGCUUCACGAUGGCGGCGUCUGCACUCGGAGCUUCCACGACCCCAGCGGCCUGGUAGUGGCCUACGUCAGCGAGGUCCACGAGUACGACGGCAGCCUGUACCUGGGCUCCUUCCGCUCGCCGUACAUCGCCAAGCUCGACCUGCGCGAGGUGUAAACAUGGCGAGGAUGAACAUCAGACGGAUUCUCUGUGUGACAUGAGAAUGAAGUCUGAACCGUGGCAGUGAUGUCAUGAGGCUGCAGGAGGAGAAUUUAAACACCGUGACAGGGUCGGGUGGAGGUCAGGUGGAGGCUGGGUGGAGGUCAGUCAGAGUGACACUUCAGGAUGGACCUGCUCACCUGGUCUGCAGAGGAAGAAGAGUGAACGUGCAGCUGUCAGCUGAUCUGUUUGCUGGUUUUGUUCUGCACGCUUCAUACGUGUGUCAGCAGGGUGGAGCGUCACACUCUGAUCACACUGAUCAGAUCAGCAGCUAAUGAUUAUUUACGUCAUCGAUAAAUCGACUUAUCUCAUUAAAAACAAUUAAAAUUCUCAUAUUUAGUUUAAUGAUGAAGUAAAGCAGCAAAUGUUCAGAUGUGAGGUGGAAACAGGUGACACAUCAGACCCAGACCUCCUGUGAUCAUGACAUCAUCAUGACAUAAUCAUCAUCGCUCUGAUCAGUGAAUGAGUAUAAUUAUUAUGUCAUUAACACCUUCUGUCCACCUGAGCAGUUAAUUGAUUAAUGGUUGCUAAUCUUGUAAAGCUGGUUCCUGAUUUAAACACAGUCACAAAUCUUUGGCUUCUUUUUUAAAAAAUAAAGAAACAAUCGAACGUGUGUACAGUUUUGAGAGUGAGGAAUCAUGAAUGUGUUGGUUAUUGGCUGAAUCUCAGGUUCUUCCGGUUCUGAUCGGCCCUGGAGUCUCACCUGCUAGAAAAAGCUUGACAGCUAGCUAAUGCUAAUGGAUCAGUCACUAAAUGAUUCUAUGUUAGCAUGCUAGCUCACUCAGUCAGUGUAUGUAAAUAAAAAUGAAGUUACGGAG
This is a messenger RNA of Acanthopagrus latus (yellowfin seabream), 2277 nucleotides long. RefSeq names its product adipocyte plasma membrane associated protein (gene apmap). The transcript is spliced from 9 exons. Gene Ontology annotation, molecular function: strictosidine synthase activity. Bases 170 to 1417 code for a protein of 415 amino acids. Gene Ontology annotation, biological process: biosynthetic process. The record is from RefSeq and is a predicted model, not a curated record. Lineage: Eukaryota; Metazoa; Chordata; Actinopteri; Spariformes; Sparidae.